UAACAAAAAAUAACAAGCAAACAGCUGGCCAACAUUCAAGAGAUUUGUCUGCUGCAGGUAUCGCCAGAAGAAAAAGAGAAAACAGAUUUUUUUGUGUGUGGUGUGUGGAUGGUCUGUCCGUAAAAGCGGUAAGCGGCGAACGUCCCCGUUAUGAAAAAUUGCUUGGGAAGUCCUCGGCGUUGUCAUAAUUGCGAUUGCAACCUUGCAAAUAGGAGCAACACUGACAUUAUUGUGGCGUCACAGACGCGCCGAUAAUAUCCUGUUGUGUGGAGCUUGGAAAAUCUGUGCCGCUUCACCUUUUCUGACUUUUGCUGUUACCCAUAACAACCAGAGAUGAACGGAGAAUGGUUCAGAACAAAGGGGGUGGUCGCCGCUGCUGUCGGGGCUGGAAUUUUAAUCGGCGCCGCUGGGAUUUUGCUUUUCCAGCAGAUGAUGGCCGAGAAGAAGAGGCUGGACAAAGUUGCGUCCAGCGUGUCCCUCCUCAGAAGAGAACUUGAGACACUUAAGAGUGAGUCCAGACCAUUAGGUGGUUCAUCAAGAAGUCGACACAGAAGUGAAGCUCGCAGUCUCUCAGAUGUGGACAUGUUCUCGACUGUCAGCAAGCUUGACGAGGAUGAUGAGGAGAGUGAAUUCUUUGACAUCUCCGAUGAUGAAAUGAUCAUCCAGAUCUCUGGGGACGCGGGAGAAAACGACAUCAUUAUGGAAAGUGAACCUUUAGACGAGCUACUGCUACAGGUUGACACACUUUUCAAUGGAACCUCAGAAGACAAAUUCCUGGCCUAUCAGAUUCUGCAUGAAAGGAGAAAUAAGGAAAAACGCCCGCCCGUCAACCUACUUUGGCGUAUUUCAAAAGCCUGUCAUUUUAUGAGCAGCAUCCAGGCAGACAAAAAGAAGGACUUCAUAUUUGAAGGUCUCGAGUAUGCAAAGCAAGCACUCGCAUUGGACGACACCAACGCUGAUUGUCACAAAUGGUAUGCCAUAACUUUAGGCAGCUCCGGAGACUUCCUGCCCAUCAAAGAAAAAAUUGGCAAUGGGUUCGUCUUCAAAACACAUGUGGACAAAGCCAUCUCUCUCAGACCGACAGACUUUUCUCUUUAUCAUUUGCUAGGAAGAUUCGAAUUUGAGGUUGCAAACCUCUCCUGGCUGGAAAGGAGUGUUGCCUCUAGCUUAUUCCAAGCACCUCCGUCGGGAACAUUUGACAGCGCCUUGCAACACUUCCUUAAGGCUGAUGAACUUCGGGGCGAGUCAAACCCUUGGAAGGAGAACAAACUUUUCAUUGCCAAGUGCCACAUCCAACUGAACAAUUUAGCUGAAGCUGUGAGGUGGCUUGAUAGUGCGACUGCUGUGUCAAACACUAGUGCGGAGGAUGUGGAGAGUGACAAGGAAAUCCAUGGGCUGCUCACUAAAUACGAAGGCUACAGAAGAGUAUAAAGACGUCAAGUCCUAUCCUGCCUCACAAAAAUUGAUCUUGGAAAUUUGUUGCUAUGACAAGCAUUUAAUUGAGUGCAUUGACAUUCAUGUCAGCUAUAUGUAGCUAGUGUCUCAUAUGAGAGAUAUAUAUAUUGGAACUUGGAACAAGAAACAAACAUGAUUGUGGGUAAUAUGAUAAUUUUUCACAGCAAGUGAAUAUGUAACUUGCAAAAAAUAAUGAAAUUGUUUUAGUUGUUUCAAACGAGUGACUUAAUAAUAUAUUGAUUCCAUACAAAAAUUUGUUAAUUAUCCACACUAAAUGUCAUAUUUCAAGAUUACCUCCAAUGUGGUUAAUCAGCUUAAUACUCUGCAACUUUGGCUUAUUAAUCAAUAAUCUUUGCAAAAUGUUAAGUAAUCUAAGAAAUCAUGACACACAAUUAUCAUUUAACUGAAUUCUGAAUUUAAUUCACAAUUUGCAGAAGUUCCUUUUACAAAGCACUAGCGUUAAAAUUGAUUAAGUUGCAUGGGUUGCAAAUUUUGCUCAAUUAAUUUGUAAGCAGUGCUGCGUUUUUAUCUUCCUGAAGAAGCUGGUGUCUGUUUUUGUUGUUUUUGGUUGAUAAAUUUAGUGCUGCUAUAACCAUUUUAGGUGUACACAUAUAUUAUUAAAUAUUUUUAUUUUUUACAAUAAAAACACUACUUUUUUACUUGCGAAUUAACUUCAAUAUUAUAAUACCCCCCUUCACCGCCCAUCACCAAAAUCUGCAUCCCUUUUUUUUUAAAAAAAAAGCUGC
This is a messenger RNA of Neocloeon triangulifer, 2201 nucleotides long. RefSeq names its product regulator of microtubule dynamics protein 1-like. Gene Ontology annotation, cellular component: mitotic spindle pole; cytoplasm; spindle microtubule. The transcript is spliced from 9 exons. Lineage: Eukaryota; Metazoa; Arthropoda; Insecta; Ephemeroptera; Baetidae. Bases 334 to 1431 code for a protein of 365 amino acids. The record is from RefSeq and is a predicted model, not a curated record. Gene Ontology annotation, molecular function: microtubule binding.